UCGCCAUGGCGACGGAGCUGAAGGCUGCGGAGCCUACGGUCCCUUCGCUGGUGGAUCGUUACUUCACUCGCUGGUAUAAAGCGGAUGUCAAAGGAAAACCCAGUGAGGACCACUGUAUCUUACAACAUUCUAAUCGAAUAUGUGUCAUCACACUGGCAGAAUCUCAUCCAGUUCUUCAAAGUGGAAAGACAAUUAAAAGUAUUUCCUACCAAAUCAGCACCAACUGCAGCAGACUUCAGAACAAGGUCUCCGGGAAAUUUAAACGGGGAGCACAAUUUUUAACAGAACUUGCACCACUGUGUAAGAUCUAUUGCUCAGAUGGAGAAGAAUAUACCAUAUCUAGCUGUGUCAGAGGACGGUUAAUGGAAGUAAAUGAAAACAUCCUCCAUGAGCCAUCCAUCCUUCAAGAGAAGCCUUCCACUGAAGGUUACAUUGCCGUUGUACUACCCAAAUUUGAAGAAAGUAAGAGUGUAACAGAAGGUUUACUGACACGAGAACAAUAUGAAGAAGUCUUGGUGAAGCGCAUGAAUGCUGCAGUGGCCACCUGAAGACUGUGUGGAGUGGGAGUGCAGAGUGGCCACUUGCUAGCCCCGACUGUCCACCAGAGGAGAUGCUCACUUCACGCUCCACCACUUCCUUGAGAGCCUGCCUUUUAGUGUAUCCCG
This is a messenger RNA of Suncus etruscus (white-toothed pygmy shrew), 665 nucleotides long. RefSeq names its product actin binding transcription modulator (gene ABITRAM). The record is from RefSeq and is a predicted model, not a curated record. The transcript is spliced from 6 exons. Gene Ontology annotation, biological process: dendrite morphogenesis; regulation of filopodium assembly; regulation of actin filament polymerization. NCBI's taxonomy places the organism in Eukaryota, Metazoa, Chordata, Mammalia, Eulipotyphla, Soricidae. Gene Ontology annotation, molecular function: actin monomer binding; actin filament binding. Gene Ontology annotation, cellular component: nucleus; dendrite; lamellipodium. Bases 6 to 548 code for a protein of 180 amino acids.